Messenger RNA from Eptesicus fuscus (big brown bat), 1062 nucleotides. Its product is annotated as transmembrane protein 230-like. Gene Ontology annotation, biological process: synaptic vesicle transport. The transcript has a single exon. Gene Ontology annotation, cellular component: synaptic vesicle; endomembrane system. Bases 27 to 401 code for a protein of 124 amino acids. NCBI's taxonomy places the organism in Eukaryota, Metazoa, Chordata, Mammalia, Chiroptera, Vespertilionidae. The record is from RefSeq and is a predicted model, not a curated record.
UCCGACUGUAGCUGUGUCACUGUGUUAUGAUGCCAUCUCGUACCAACCUGGCUACUGGAAUCCCCAGUAGUAAAGUGAAAAACUCAAGACUCUCCAGCACAUCUCCAGAUGAUGGCUACAUUGACCUUCAGUUUAAGAGAAGCCCUCCUAAGGUUCCAUAUAAGGCCAUUGCGCUUGCUACAGUACUGUUUUUGAUUGACACCUUUCUCAUCAUCAUAGGCUCCCUCCUGCUGGCGGGCUAUAUCAGCAAAGGGGGGGGGGGGGCAGAUCAGGCCGUUCCUGUUCUGAUCAUUGGCAUCCUGGUGUUCCUGCCAGGGUUUUACCACCUGCGCAUCGCUUACGAUGCAUCCAAAGGCUACCGGGGUUACUCCUACAAUGACAUUCCAGACUUGGAUGACUAGCACCUACCUUAGCCCUGAGGGGCAGAGUCAGAUGGGACUGAGCUCAGCUUUAAGAUACUGAGCAGAAACUAUAGCUUAGGGCUAAGGAAUUCUGCAGGUUGCAGAUGCUUAACAAAACAAUGGCCAUGUUUUAUGGGUCCAUCCCAAGAGCUUACAAUUAGCUAAUUAGGGCAUGCUUUAUAUUUCAUGUCCUGGCCCUGACAAAAAGCUGACAAGUUUUUCCACAUGAACCUGUAUCAUGGAAGAAUAGCAAUGUUAAUUGGAGAAAGUGGGAGGCUACUCUGCAGUGGGAAGUGUUGCUGCCACCACCCUUUUUAGAGUUGAGCAUUUCUUUUAAAUAGUCUUUAUUAUCAGUUUGUUCUUGUGGUAAAUGGAAGACUGCAGUAUGUCGAAUUUCUUAUUACUAAGUAAUUUAUUUUGAAAAUACGUGAGUAUCUUACCCCCUGUUCUAGUGGAAGACCUUGGCAAAAUCAAAUAUUAGUGUGGGUGCAUCUGAAAUAUUUUUCACUUGCUUUCUUAUUCAGAGCAAUCAGGAAUUUUAAACCUCAGAGCAAGUUUUCAAAAUGUAAACACUUCCUCUGCUCACCAUUCCUUGGCCAGCACUGAUCUGGCUCACAAUUAGGUUGGGCACCAUAUAAUUUGGGCAAUUCUGUCCUUUAUA